AUGGAAACCGAACCGGGGGGCGUGGCCUCCGGGGUGGUGUGGAGCCCGGGGACGGGUCAGGCCUUCAGCCAGGGCGGCCUGCUGCUGACCAACAACUCGGUGCGGGUGCCCCGCAGCGGCCUGUACUUCGUCUACAGCCAGGCCUCCUUCCGCGUGUCCUGUAACCACGGCGACCAGAUGGCGACGGGCGCCACGGCAACGGCCACGCCCCUCAGCCACUCCGUCUGGCGCCUGUCGGACUCCCUGGGGGGGAAGCGCGUUCCCCUGAUGGGCGCCGUGAGGUCGGCGUGCGGGGGGGGCGGGGCCCAGGAGGAGGGCGUCGCCCACGGCAACGGCGGCCAUGGCGGCAACGGCGGCGCCUGGUUCCACGCCAUCUACCUGGGCGCCGUGUUCCAGCUGAACCGCGGCGACCUGCUGCAGACGGAGACCAACCAGCUGCAGGAGCUGGAGACCGAGGAGGGGAGGACAUUCUUCGGGGCCUUCGCUCUGUGA
Messenger RNA from Menidia menidia (Atlantic silverside), 492 nucleotides. The record is from the annotation of a GenBank genome assembly. NCBI's taxonomy places the organism in Eukaryota, Metazoa, Chordata, Actinopteri, Atheriniformes, Atherinopsidae.